GUUAAAAAAGGACGCAACAGUCGCUUUUGUUCAAAACUUUGGCAGCGCUGCUGCCAUGUGUGUGUUUUUGCAGGCGAAUUAGCCUUAAAUUCUUAAAAAUGUGUUUUUUCCUGGCCAAUAAUUGCAAUGGUUUUCCAUUGACCAGCAGGAAAUUCGCCAAAUUGGCGUGUAAUUUGAAAAGUAUCGAUUUUCCGGGACAUCAGUGACAAAUACGCCUAGCGAACUUUGAGAGAUUGCGUCACGGAGCGUGCGCUGUUGCCCCCUUAUCGCAGCGCCAGUGAUUCACUGUCGCUUCAGUCCACUUCAGUCUUCAAUUCAAUUUCAUAUGUUAAAUAGAUAAAGAUUAAUUAAAGCGCGAUGUUAAUUAAAGAAUACCGUGUCACCCUGCCCCUUACUGUGGAAGAGUAUCAAGUGGCGCAGCUCUUCAGCGUGGCCGAGGCCUCAAAGGACAACACUGGCGGCGGUGAGGGAAUUGAGGUGCUGAAGAACGAGCCUUUCAACAACUACCCGCUGCUGGGCGGCAAGUACAACUCGGGCCAAUACACCUACAAGAUUUACCACUUGGCCAGCAAGGUGCCCGCGUUCAUUCGGCUGCUGGCCCCCAAAGGCAGCCUGGAAAUCCACGAGGAGGCCUGGAACGCCUACCCGUACUGUCGGACGGUGAUUACGAAUCCAGGUUAUAUGAAAGAGAAAUUUAAGUUAGUGAUAGAGACGUUGCAUGCGCCCGACAUGGGACUGCAAGAGAACGUCCAUGAGCUUCCAGCCGACAAGUUGAAGGCGCGCGAAGUGGUUCUCAUCGAUAUUGCCAACGACGCGGUCAACACGGCCGACUACAAAGCCGACGAAGACCCCACCAAGUUCAAGUCGCAAAAGACUGGCCGGGGUCCGUUGCAAGGCCCCGAUUGGCGGGAGAAGAUCAACCCUGUCAUGACCUGCUACAAGCUGGUGACCGUCGAGUUCAAGUGGUUUGGACUGCAGACUAGGGUAGAAAGUUUUAUUCAGAAAUGUGAAAGGCGGCUUUUCACAAACUUCCAUAGACAAGUGUUCUGUUGGAUGGACCGCUGGCACGGUCUGACGAUGGAUGACAUCCGGCGAAUCGAGGAGAAAACAAAAGAAGAGCUGGAAGCCCUGCGAAGAACGGGCGAAGCGCGCGGCAUGAGGGCAGAGUCCGAUUAAACUAUUUUAGCCAAAAGAACUCAUUGAUAGCUAAUUAACUUAACAGUUUUUAUUCUACCAAAAAAAUAAUACUGUGGAAACUCAUAGCUUAGACAGAGAGGGAGGGCGUGGUGUUGUUUAAUUAACCCUCCUUAAAGUAUUCUAAGUAUAAGGGGAUUUUGUGGGGGGGUAUUUUUUAAACGGUCGUUUAUUAGCUUUAUGUCUGCCCCCUACAAACAGGUUCCGCGUAAAGUAACAGAACACAAUGGGUUAAAUGCAUUUUUACUGAUAAGAAUUUUUAUUCAACAUUGGGAAAUUAGAGUUUAUUUAUAAGUUACCAAAGUAUGACUUUUGUAGGACACGAGCGUCAGCCUGAAAAUUGUUGCGGACGGAGAAAAAUAAUGAAACGUUUGCUCCUUAUUGCCAUGCCCAGAUGCUUUUCUAUUGUUUGAUUUUUAUAUUUUACGCAAUAAACUUGUUUUUAUUUUG
Messenger RNA from Dendroctonus ponderosae (mountain pine beetle), 1644 nucleotides. RefSeq names its product phosphatidylinositol transfer protein alpha isoform (gene vib). Bases 358 to 1176 code for a protein of 272 amino acids. Gene Ontology annotation, biological process: phospholipid transport. Gene Ontology annotation, cellular component: cytoplasm. The transcript is spliced from 7 exons. Gene Ontology annotation, molecular function: phosphatidylcholine binding; phosphatidylcholine intramembrane carrier activity; phosphatidylinositol binding. The record is from RefSeq and is a predicted model, not a curated record. NCBI's taxonomy places the organism in Eukaryota, Metazoa, Arthropoda, Insecta, Coleoptera, Curculionidae.